This is a messenger RNA of Dryobates pubescens (Downy woodpecker), 1213 nucleotides long. It is a transcript of the gene TTC39A, whose product is annotated as tetratricopeptide repeat domain 39A. The record is from RefSeq and is a predicted model, not a curated record. Bases 59 to 1207 code for a protein of 382 amino acids. Gene Ontology annotation, molecular function: protein binding. The transcript is spliced from 13 exons. Lineage: Eukaryota; Metazoa; Chordata; Aves; Piciformes; Picidae.
CCAGCUCUCGGCCCCGGCCUCCCCUCUCACGGCUUCUGGAGCGCUUCGCGACGCCUUCAUGGACUCCCGCGCGGCCAGCAGCGGGAGCGGCGACGCCCGGUCACCUACAUCAGACCUCAAUGUGGCACUGCAUGAGUGUAUGGCAGCUUUGGAUUUAUUUCUUAACAACAAGUUCUCGGAUGCUUUGGCUUCUUUAAAAGGAAAAACUAAAGAUAGCAUGUAUCAUGCACUGACUUAUGCCACCAUAUUGGAAAUGCAAGCUAUGAUGACAUUUGAUCCUCAGGACAUUUUAAAUGCUGGAAACACAAUGAAGGAAGCUCAAGCCACUUGUCAAAAAUUUAGGAAGAAAUCUACAGUAGCUGAUUCUAUCACCAACCUUGUGCAUAGACAAAGCCUUGAACACUUUACUGAAGAGGAAAUCCAUGCAGAGAUUUGCUAUGCUGAAUGUUUACUUCAGAGAGCAGCACUCACAUUCCUCCAGGAUGAGAAUAUGGUUAGCUUCAUCAAAGGAGGCAUCAAAGUCCGAAACAGUUACCAAACAUACAGGGAGCUGGACAGUCUCAUACAGUCUCCACAUUAUGUCAAAGGAGAAAACCAUCUUCAUUUUGAGGGGGGUGUAAAACUUGGAGUUGGAGCAUUUAAUCUGACAUUGUCCAUGUUUCCUGCACGGAUUCUGAGACUACUGGAGUUUGUUGGGUUUUCUGGAAACAAGGAGCGUGGUCUGCUGCAGCUUCAAGAGGGAGCAUCAUCAUACAGCUUUAGGUCGGUGCUGUGUACCAUGCUGUUGCUUUGCUAUCAUACUUUCAUGACCUUUGUGUUAGGGACAGGGAAAGGAGAUGUUGAAGAGGCAGAAAAACUACUUAAGCCUUACUUGGCUCGCUAUCCAAAGGGAGCCAUAUUCCUGUUUUUUGCAGGCAGGAUAGAGACACUGAAGGGUAAUAUUGAUGAGGCAGUUAAUAGGUAUGAAGAAUGUUGUGAGGCUCAGCAGUACUGGAAGCAGUUUCACCACAUGUGUUACUGGGAGCUGAUGUGGUGCUUCACCUACAAGCGUCAGUGGAAGAUGGCUUUCUUCUAUGCAGACCUGCUAAGCAAAGAAAACACUUGGUCAAAGGCUACUUACAUUUACAUGAAAGCUGCUUAUCUCAGUAUGUUUGGACCAGAAGACUGCAGUCCUUUUGGCGACAGUGAAGUUGAAUUGUUUAGGUAAGCUCCC